This is a messenger RNA of Ostreococcus tauri, 648 nucleotides long. RefSeq names its product Serine hydrolase FSH. The record is from RefSeq and is a predicted model, not a curated record. Gene Ontology annotation, cellular component: cytoplasm; nucleus. The transcript has a single exon. NCBI's taxonomy places the organism in Eukaryota, Viridiplantae, Chlorophyta, Mamiellophyceae, Mamiellales, Bathycoccaceae. Bases 1 to 648 code for a protein of 215 amino acids.
AUGGGCGUCGUCGUCGUCGCGAGCGCGAGCGUGAACGCCGAUGGAACGGGAGGGCCGACGAAGCGCCGCAUGCUCGCCCUUCACGGCAAGGGUGGGAACGCGCGUGCGUUUGCUCGACAGCUCGCCCCUCUGUGUGACGCGACGAGUGAGCACUGGGAGUGGCACUUCGCCGACGGUGGAACGAUCGAACCGAACCCGGGAGGGCGUGGAUGGUGGGCGCUUCGACCGGGCGAGCGCACGUUCAACGCGAGCGAACUCCCGGGCGUUGAGGAUUCGAUCGCAAUGGUGCGAGAGACGGGACCGUGGGCUGGAAUUUUUGGUUUCUCGCAAGGGGCGAUGCUCGCGGCGCUCGUCAUGGCGGAGGACCAAUCCUGCGUCACGGAGUGCGCCAUCAUCGCCGGCGCCGCUUGGCCGACGUGUGUGGCCCACAAGCUUGAGAGAAUGGAGAACGGACAAAUGGACGUAACGCCGACGCGCAGUUUACACAUCAUCGGAGCCUCUGAUGCGAUCAAUCCGCCUGAGCAGGCGCUUCGCGUGGCGCGGGCGUUCGGCUUGAGCGCAAGCGUUCUGAAUCAUGACGGCGGUCACAUCGUGCCGAUGGACGAAAAGUCCAUGGAGCAGUACGUGCAGUUCAUCAAUGCAUCUUAG